AUGUCUUCCAAGAACAACGCUGAGGUCUGCCCCGUCGUCGGCACGACCAACUCGACCCUCCCGCCCUCCCACCCGGCCGUCGACCUGUCCAAGCCAGGCCAGACGUGCCCCGUCGUGGGCGCAAAGACGGAGCACCACGGCAACCUGCACCAGCACCCAGAGGUUCCCAUCCCCAGCGGCGCCAGCCCGACCGACGCCCAGCGCUGCCCGGUCGUCAGCAAGCUCGUCAAGGAGCCCCAGGCGCAGGAGCUCGACGACAAGGUGUGCCCCGUCGUCGGGCCCGUCACGACGGUGCUCCCGCCCGACCACCCGGCCACCGAGGGCCAGGACCCGGACAAGGAGUGUCCCGUCACGCAUGCCAAGGUCGGCCACCACAAGGGCAAAGUCAUCGGGCACCCGAGCGUUGCCGGCGCCGCCGAGGGCGCCGUCUGUCCUGUUGUCGGCCAUGCUUGA
Messenger RNA from Microdochium trichocladiopsis, 453 nucleotides. RefSeq lists its product as uncharacterized. The record is from RefSeq and is a predicted model, not a curated record. The coding region runs from base 1 to 453 and encodes 150 amino acids. Lineage: Eukaryota; Fungi; Ascomycota; Sordariomycetes; Xylariales; Microdochiaceae. The transcript has a single exon.